UUUGUUGUUUUUAACAGGUUGAAGCCUGAAAAUUUAUUUUUAAUACAUUUAAGAGACUUGGAUUUUUUCCUAUUUUUUAGACAUUUAAAAAUGCUUUCUCUCCCAACUGAAGUUCAACUUGAUGUAUUAAAAUGUCUUAAAUUCAACCAAUUAUUUGAUAUUAAACUAACAAAUUUUUACUUUUGCAAUUUAAUUAAUAAAUAUGAGGGAAGAUUGGCACGAAUGAAAUUUAAAAGAAUUUCAAUAGUAAAUCUUAUUAACCAACUUAUUUUUAUUUAAAUAUUAAUUUUGGGUUGAUCUUGACGGUCUUCAAUUGUUAUUUUCAUAUAAAUUUAUUGAACCUGAAUCUGGAAUUUUUGAAUUUACUUUGAAUGAUCAACUUAAACAGAAGUGGCAAGAAGCGAUAGACAAAUCAUUUCCGUUGUUCUUAUAUAAUAUAGAACCAGAAGAAAGAAGAUUUGUCUGUAUUAGAGGUUCAUUUUUAGUGCCUAGGUGAAAAUAUGUAUG
Meloidogyne enterolobii is the source of this 507-nucleotide messenger RNA. NCBI's taxonomy places the organism in Eukaryota, Metazoa, Nematoda, Chromadorea, Rhabditida, Meloidogynidae. The record is from the annotation of a GenBank genome assembly.